Molecule: messenger RNA, 1730 nt
Organism: Apus apus (common swift)
Lineage: Eukaryota; Metazoa; Chordata; Aves; Apodiformes; Apodidae
Gene: NEU2
Product: neuraminidase 2
Exons: 5
Coding region: 427-1566 (379 amino acids)
Biological process (GO): ganglioside catabolic process; oligosaccharide catabolic process
Cellular component (GO): lysosome; cytoplasm; membrane
Molecular function (GO): exo-alpha-sialidase activity
Source: RefSeq, a predicted model, not a curated record
GCUUCUGCUUCAGCAGCCAGGAGAACGCAGCCACCACUGUGCUCUGUACAAAGAGCCAGACCCGUGCUGAGUGGAAACUGUUCUCCAGGUAGGCACAUGCACUCUGCAGCUGUAUGAGCAAUAAGGUUUUGGUCCUGAGUCACCAAGACAGCCUUCAGAAGCAUCAGGAUGUGACACACGGCCAGUAGCCACUCCAGUGCUGCCCAGGAUGUAGGUAAAUAGGAGAACCUCAAUGAGGAGUGCAGCAAGUCUUGGCUCAGCCGAGACAUAAUUCCCCCAAGCCACAGGGUUUUUCCCAGGAUAAAGGAGCUCACAGGAGAGGUCUGGUGCAGGAGGACAGAGGGCUGACUGGGUCUGAGGAGAGGAAGAGAGACUAUGUGGAGGCUCAGAACAGACCAGUGACAAGGAGGCAGCUUCCCUUGCACCAUGGCUUCAUUUCCCGUCCUGAGGCAAGAGACCUUGUUCCGGAACAGCACCUGGAGCUACCGCAUCCCAGCCCUGCUCUACCUGCCACGCUUCAGCCUCAUCCUGGCCUUUGCUGAGGAGCGGGAGGACCUGGUGGAUGAACACGCCAAGCUCCUCGCGCUGCGCAGAGGGGUGUACGACCCGGCCACCCAUGGUGUGCAGUGGAGCGGCACGGAGACCAUUGUCAGCGCACAGCUGGAAGGCCACCGGUCCAUGAACCCCUGUCCUGUUUAUGACGAGGUCUCAGGGAAGCUGAUCCUGUUCUUCAUAGCCAUCCCAGGAAAGAUCUCUGAGCAGUAUCAGCUCAGGACAAAGACCAACCUGGUACGUCUCUGCUACGUCACUAGCGUGGACCAAGGGCAGACCUGGAGCGCUGCCCAGGACGUCACCGAUGGCACCAUCGGCGCGGAGUACGAGAACUGGGCCACCUUUGCAGUGGGGCCGGGCCAUGGGCUGCAGCUGCUCGACAAAGCCCGCAGCCUGGUGAUCCCUGCCUACGCCUACCGGAUCCUGGGCCCCAGGCAACACCCCACCCCUCAAGCCUUCUGCUUCAUCAGCUCCAACCAUGGGGCGACGUGGCAGAUGGGGAACUUCGUGGAGGAGGAGAGCGCAGGGGAGUGCCAGGUAGCAGAGGUGCACACCUGUGGCAGCAGGGUCCUCUACUGCAAUGCAAGGAGCAGCACGGGAGCCCGCGUCCAGGCUGUCAGCUACAACCAUGGGGUGGACUUUGAGGCAGGCCAGCGGGUUGAAAUGCUAGUAGAACCUCCCUCUGGAUGUCAUGGAAGUGUUAUUGCCUUCCCACCUCCCCCGGAUGUCAGAUGCCAAGAUAGUUGGUUGCUCUACGCUCACCCCACACACCCAAAAGGUCGAAGAGAUUUGGGAAUUUACCUCAACAAAAGCCCUUUAAAUCCAACACACUGGACACAACCAAGUGUCCUCUUCAGGGGCCUGUGUGCUUAUUCAGAUCUGCAGUACAUGGGGGUUGGGCCAGAUGGUUCCCCCUUGUUCUCCUGCCUCUUUGAGUAUGGAACCCACCGACAGUGUGAGGAGAUCAUCUUUGUAAUGUUCACUUUAAAGCAAGCCUUUCCAUCUGAGCACUGAGUCCCUAGCUCUUCCAUGGGCAACCCUCUGAAAACCACCUUUGCUGAUACUUCUUUUACUGUCACUUUCCAUCUUUCAGCAAAAGGUUUUUUUUUUACUUCUCCUGCACCCUUAGCUGGUGGUGUGUGUGGAUUAUGAAGUCCAUUAAACAUAUGAAAAAUGAA